GGGCGUGUCCGGGGCGGGGCCAGUGGCGGCCAUGGCGUCGCUGUUCGGAGGCGUGGAGGGCGGGGCCACCCACUCCAGGGUGGUGCUGGUGUCCGAGGAUGGCCAAAUCCUGGCCGAGACCGAGGGACCCAGCACCAACCACUGGCUCAUCGGCGCCGAGCAGUGCGUGCAGAGGAUCGAGCUCAUGGUCAGCGAGGCCAAGAGGAAAGCGGGCGCGGACCCGCGGGUGCCGCUGCGCUCGCUGGGGCUGUCGCUGAGCGGCGGGGACCAGCAGGACGCCAUCGAGAAGCUGAUGGAGGAGCUGCGGCGCCGCUUCCCGCACCUCAGCCAGAGCUACCUCAUCACCACCGACGCCGGCGGGGCCAUGGCCACGGCCACCGACCACGGUGGCAUCGUGCUGAUCGCGGGCACCGGCUCCAACUGCAAACUCAUCAACCCCGACGGCUCCGAGACGGGCUGCGGCGGCUGGGGCCACAUGAUGGGGGAUGAAGGCUCCGCGUACUGGAUCGCCCACCAGGCCGUGAAGACGGUGUUCGACUGCAUGGACAACCUGGAGGAGCCGCCCCACGACAUCGCCUACGUCAGGCAGGCCAUGUUUGACUAUUUCCAGGUCUCGGACAGGAUGGGGCUCCUGACCCACCUCUACCGCACCUUCGACAAGGCCAAGUUCGCGGGGUUCUGCCAGAGGCUGGCAGAGGGUGCCCAGGCCGGGGACCCCCUGUGCUGCCACGUCUUCACCAAGGCGGGCGAGGUGCUGGCGCGCCACGUGGUGGCCGUGCUGCCCAAAAUCCACCAGAGCCUGUUCGUGGGCGAGCUGGGGCUGCCCAUCGUGUGCGUGGGCUCGGUGUGGAACAGCUGGGAGCGGAUGCAGGAGGGGUUCCUACGGGUGCUGUCGCGGGCGCGGGCCGAGGGUCCGGGCCGCCUCCUGUCGCGGUUCAGCCUCCUGAAGCUGAAGCGCUCCUCGGCGCUGGGGGCGGCGCGGAUCGGGGCCAGGAGCGCGGGGGCGGCGCUGCCGCUGGACCGCGCCGACAACGUGGACGUGUUCUACACGCACGAGUUCUGAGAGGAGAGCCCCGAAAACACCGCGGGAACGCCCCGAAAAUACUGCAGGGAGAGCCCCGAAAAUACCCCGGGACCGCCCCAAAAACACUGCGGGAGCGCCCUGAAAAUACGCUGGGAGUGCCCCGAAAAUACCCCGGGACUUCCCCAAAAACACCGGCGGGAAGUGCUCCAAAAACACCGCGGGAGCGCCUCGAAAAUGGGGCAGGGAGCGCCCCGAAAAUACCGCAGGACUGCCCCGAAAACACCGCGGGAGCGCCCCAAAAAUACUGCAGGGAGCGCCCCAAAAACUCCGCCAGGAGCGCCCCGAAAAUACCGGGGGAGGGGCCGGGCUGAGGGGUUGUGGUUCGGCAA
This is a messenger RNA of Prinia subflava (tawny-flanked prinia), 1413 nucleotides long. It is a transcript of the gene NAGK, whose product is annotated as N-acetylglucosamine kinase. Gene Ontology annotation, molecular function: N-acetylglucosamine kinase activity. The transcript is spliced from 10 exons. Bases 32 to 1063 code for a protein of 343 amino acids. NCBI's taxonomy places the organism in Eukaryota, Metazoa, Chordata, Aves, Passeriformes, Cisticolidae. The record is from RefSeq and is a predicted model, not a curated record.